Messenger RNA from Ochlerotatus camptorhynchus, 333 nucleotides. RefSeq lists its product as uncharacterized. The record is from RefSeq and is a predicted model, not a curated record. Lineage: Eukaryota; Metazoa; Arthropoda; Insecta; Diptera; Culicidae. The transcript has 3 exons. Gene Ontology annotation, cellular component: nucleus; nucleosome. Gene Ontology annotation, molecular function: structural constituent of chromatin; DNA binding; protein heterodimerization activity. The coding region runs from base 1 to 333 and encodes 110 amino acids.
AUGGAGUAUCAUUGUUGUGCUUUCAUUGCAUACACAUCACAACCAGCUCAGCAGACCGCUCGCAAGUCCACUGGAGGAAAGGCUCCUCGCAAGCAGUUGGCAACGAAGGCCGCUCGCAAGAGCGCUCCAGCCACCGGAGGAGUAAAGAACCCCAUCGCUACCGGCCAGGCACCGUCGCCUUGCGCCUAUCUGGUCGGUCUGAUCGAGGAUACCAAUCUGUGUGACAUCCACGCCAAGCGCGUUACUAUCAUGCCGAAGGACAUCCAGCUGGCUCGUCGUAUCUUGACAAAACCGGCCCUUUUGAGCGCCACCACAAUAAUUCAAAAGAGUUGA